AUAAAGAAACUAUUUAUUGUUGUGGUAUACAAUUGUCAUGAAACAUAUAUUUUACAUACGAUAUAAUGCCAUUUGAUGAUGCAGUUAUAAUAACUCAAGUUGAAGUUGAGGAUUAGUACCCUUUUUACUAAUUAUUCAUUACCUUUUAAGAACAGAAAAAAACAAACAAUAAGACCUUUCUUAAAGAUGUGGAGUAACCUGUAUGUGAAAUAGAGACUGUUUAAACCGGCCCUAUUACCUGGACUACUUAAGAAUAGUUGAAGCUGAUUUAUUUAGAUUGUCAGCUAUCAUUGGAUUAAACCUAAAAUGAGUUUUAUGUUUUCUAAAACAUACACUGAAAAACGACACAACUCUCUUCCUAUUCAUCAUGUCAGAGGAACUUAUUAUGAAGUAGGAUAUAAUGUGGGGCGUACUUUUUGUGGACUGAUAAAUACACUUUUUGAUAUUCAUCCCUGUUUAAAUAAAGUAUAUAUCCCUUUAUACAAUACCAAAGAUGGCCAAGAGGUAUAUGACAAGGCGUAUCAAACUGUUAUGAAAUAUUAUCCUCAAUACAUAAAAGAAAUGGAAGGAAUGUCUGAUGGAGCUGAUGUCCCCUUUUAUAAACUUUUUCUGCUUCAUUUGGACGAUAUCCUACCAGUUUGUGUAGGAGAAAUGAAAGAAGGCAAUGAAGGCCAAGGUUGUUCUACUGUAUGUCUGAAUGAGCAACAUUCUGAAAUUAUUGGUCAUACUGUAGAUUCUUUAAAAGAAGUAUUAAACAAUAUUUAUGUUGUAAAAGCUCAUAUAACUGAAUCACAUCCUGAAGAAAUAUUUACUGCAUUCUGCUAUGCAGGCUUUCUUCCUGGUUUUACAAUGGGAUUUAAUAAUCAUGGUUUAACUUACGCAAUCAACCCUAUAAGUGCUAAGCAUUUAGGGAAAGGAAAAUUACCGAGGGCUUUCGUUGCCCGUGCCUUGCUCACUGCUUCUUCUUUAGAAAGUGUCGAAGAUAUCUUGAGAUGUAAUGGUUGUGGUAUUGCAGAUGCCAUGAGUGUUAACCUUUCUUUUUUAAACCAGGAAGGUGAUCGUUUAUUCCAUAAUAUUGAGGUAUCUCCAACAUUCCCCGUAUCUAAUGAAUCUGCCAUAAGUGUGAAGACAAUUAGUUCAGGAGGAGUUAUGUUUCAUGCCAAUAAAUUCUUGCGUCUUCAAAUACCGGAAGUUGAAGGAGCUAAGAUAGAAAGCAGUACUGUAAGGCAGGAUACAAUGAAGAAGCACAGCCUAGUCAGUGACAAAUGUGUUAUCAAUUUGCUGGGAGAUACUUCAAAUCGUAAAUAUGACAUCUUCAGAUGUAUGGAAAGUGUCUGGACUAUCGCAGUGGGUGUGUUUGACUUUCUGGCCCGAACAUGGAGUAUAUAUCUAGACAACCCCAAGCUGAAUGAUCCCGUUGUUGUAUUCCCACUGGACCACUCAUGAUAAAUCAGAUUACACCUGAAAUAUUACCUUAAAUGACACUAAUUUUAUUUACAUUUUGUUUUAUCAUACUAUUUACUUAAUAGAUGUAAUUUUUUAAAUUAUAAAAUUAAAUGUGA
This is a messenger RNA of Nezara viridula (southern green stink bug), 1562 nucleotides long. Lineage: Eukaryota; Metazoa; Arthropoda; Insecta; Hemiptera; Pentatomidae. The record is from the annotation of a GenBank genome assembly.